This is a messenger RNA of Schistosoma turkestanicum, 1056 nucleotides long. Lineage: Eukaryota; Metazoa; Platyhelminthes; Trematoda; Strigeidida; Schistosomatidae. The record is from the annotation of a GenBank genome assembly.
UUUUAGACAUAACUUAUCAUUCGGGUAAAUUUCAGUCAUCGCCAUACCCUAAGGCUGCAUGAUUAAAUUGAUUUGCACAUCACGCCAGUUGUGCGAUAUCAAAAUGAUUUGCAAAAACAGCUGCAGAAUGUUAAUUCAAACUCUCUAUAUUCACAUUUAUUUGUAAACAAAUAGAACGAUUAUUAUUUUGAAUUUUUAGAAUAUGAAAAAACACAUUGAGAUAUUUCUUUAGCCAAACCAAUGUAUGCAUCUAUAUAACUGUAAGAAAUACUCUCUCAAUAUAUGAUAAAGAACAUCAUUUUCACUAACAAUUGCAGCCGAAAUUCAUCAGCUAGAUGAGCAUCGGACUCGAACAGUUAAACUAUACGUAGUGCGACUUAUUGUUUGAAUGCAUUUGUUCAGUUGUAAAAGAGAUACAGCAGUAAUUUCACUCAACUGCAAUACCUGGUUGGAGGAGGUAAUUGAGAAAAUUUAUGAAGCUAUGAAAGUAACAGAGAACAUGUUAGUAUCGGCAUACCCAGUGUUGAAACGUAAAUUACCAGAACAUAUUAAAUUCAUCACAACACAACAGUUAGAAGAUAUCUAUCCCGACAAAAAACCGACAGAACGUGAAUAUCUUGUGGUUAAACAGUAUGGUGCUGUUUUCUUAAAACAAAUCGGAAAGCUUUUGAAGUCCAAUACGGCACACGAUAAUCGAGCCCCAGACUAUGAUGAUUGGGAAUUGAAUGGAGAUAUACUAGUGUACAGCGAACACGACGAUAGAUGUAUAGAAUUGUCGUCAAUGGGUAUCCGAGUGGAUGAGUUGUCAAUGGAGAAACAGUUGAAGCAAAGUGGUUGUGAAGCACGUAAACAGUUUGAAUAUCAUCAAAAUGUUCUGAAUGGUCAAUAUCCAUUGACGAUAGGAGGUGGAAUAGGACAGAGUCGGUUGUGUAUGUUCUUUAUGGAGAAGAAACAUAUUGGUGAAGUACAAGUCAGUAUAUGGCCUGAACAUGUUCGUCGUGAAUGUGAACAGAAUAAUAUAUUUCUGUUGUAAAUUAAAUAAAUGCAUGUUGUCAU